AUGAAAGAUACUAAUAUUGAAGACGAGAAGAGCAUGGGGUUAUCAUCUCCCAAACAUCUCGAAUCCCAGGAGACUGUCCUACCUCAAGAUAUUUUUAGAAAUAAAUUCACCUGGUACUCGUAUGAGAUCUAUAAGUCCUUAGCAUUUCGUAUCUGGCUGCUAUUAUGGUUGCCACUUAGUGUUUGGUGGAAAAUGUCCACCGAUUGGGUUUAUCCAUUUUUAACUUCAAUUUUUCUGUUGCUAGGGCUAUUUUUUCCACUUCUUACUCAAUCGCUAUCUCAUGACCGUGCCUUAUCAAAACAACUUACCGAAUUUUCCAAAAUAAUUACCAAGAAUGCGCCAAGUAUGAACACUGAUGAUUGGAAAAGUGUUGCAGCAAAUUUCAAUUCGUAUUUGUAUGAGAGCAAAGCUUGGAAUACCAGGCACUUCUUUUUUGAUGUCUGGGACUGCCAAGAAUCAUUCAGAAGAAACAUUCUUGAACCGUUCUUUUUGCAAAAAGAUGAAGCUGCAAGGAUUAAGUCAUUCAAGGAAUCCGUUCCUUACAUCGAAGAGGCCGUGCAGACUUAUUUUGCGGAAGUUGACAAACGGUGGAAGUUGUUUAAUAGUGAGAAAUCAUGGAGCCCCGUUAACCUGGAAAACGCUCAGCUUCCCAAGGAAACUCAUCGGUUUAAGCUUACUUGGUUUUUAAAGAGGAUUUUCAAUAUUUCUUUAUUAAAACCAUUCCUUAUUUUUUUGUUAUCUAUAUAUUGGUCACUGAGAAUGUUCCGACUAUUACGCACCUUGUAUCUCGGGUGGAUGUUUUUCAUGAUGGUAGAAGGUUUCCCAAAUCUAAGGGUUUCGCUGAUGGGCAUGGAACACAAAAUGCAAUUUUUGUCAACGAUUAUAAAUGAGCAGAAGGCUGGUGCUAAUGGUUGGGAAGAAAUUGCAAAGAAAAUGAAUAGAUACUUGUUUGAAAAGAAAGUCUGGAAGAACGAAGAGUUUUUCUUUGACGGGACUGAUUGUGAACGCUUUUUUAGCGGCAGAUUCUACCACCUUCUAUCUUCAAAAAAAUCCAGGUGGCCUGUACUAAGGCCAUACAUUAAAGAAGCACAAGCAUCUCGUAGUGACAAUUUUUAA
This is a messenger RNA of Saccharomyces mikatae IFO 1815, 1116 nucleotides long. RefSeq lists its product as uncharacterized. Bases 1 to 1116 code for a protein of 371 amino acids. The transcript has a single exon. The record is from RefSeq and is a predicted model, not a curated record. Lineage: Eukaryota; Fungi; Ascomycota; Saccharomycetes; Saccharomycetales; Saccharomycetaceae.